Molecule: messenger RNA, 506 nt
Organism: Acanthoscelides obtectus
Lineage: Eukaryota; Metazoa; Arthropoda; Insecta; Coleoptera; Chrysomelidae
Source: the annotation of a GenBank genome assembly
AUGGCGGGUUCUUCCAAAAGCGUGCGUUUUGGGGACUCUAAGUUUGAGGAAACUCUACGACAGUGGUAUGAGGAACUUGAAAGUGAGUGUAGUGACUAUGAGGACUACAAAGACGAAGAUUUUUCCCCAGAGAGUGACCAUAACUCUGAUUCUGAGAUGGAAGAUCAGGGGGACAAUGCUGAACAACAGAAAAGUCAUUCUAAUGGUGAAGAAGAAGAGGAGAUGGAAACGACGAACGGAACGUUUUAUUUUGGUAAAAAUCGAUACAAGUGGUCUGCUGUUCCGGCCAACCCAAAUUUGAAUAUCAGAACAAAAAAAACACAAUCUGGUGAAAGUUCUUCCGGGGCUGAAAGGACCUGCAAAAUGUGGUGAUGUCGCUGAUCCGUUAAAAAUAUGGAGCUAUCUUUUCACAGAAGACAUGGAAAAUGAAAUAAUUCUGCGGACAAAUGAAAAGAUAUUGAUAUUCCAAGAUAAAUUUAGUAACGCUGAUCGAACGGAACUGAGAG